Messenger RNA from Octodon degus (degu), 948 nucleotides. Its product is annotated as olfactory receptor 51L1-like. Gene Ontology annotation, cellular component: membrane. Gene Ontology annotation, biological process: G protein-coupled receptor signaling pathway. The record is from RefSeq and is a predicted model, not a curated record. The coding region runs from base 1 to 948 and encodes 315 amino acids. NCBI's taxonomy places the organism in Eukaryota, Metazoa, Chordata, Mammalia, Rodentia, Octodontidae. The transcript has a single exon. Gene Ontology annotation, molecular function: olfactory receptor activity; G protein-coupled receptor activity.
AUGCCCAGUCUAACAAAGGCCAACCUGAGCUACUCUACGUUCCUGCUGACGGGCUUCCCAGGCUUGGAGUGGGCUCACCACUGGAUAUCACUGCCUAUUUUUGUAGGAUACCUCGUGGCCCUCCUGGGCAAUGUCACCAUCUUGCAUCUUGUACGCACAGAUCCCUCCCUCCACCAGCCCAUGUACUACUUCCUAGCUAUCCUGGCUGUGACAGACCUGGGCCUGUGCAUGUCCACGCUGCCCUCAGUGCUGGGUGUGCUGUGGUUUGACGCCCGGGCUGUGGGCCUGGUGCCCUGUGUUCUGCAGCAGCACUUCCUCCACUCCUUCUCCUUCAUGGAGUCAGCUGUGCUCUUCGCAAUGGCUCUGGACCGCCUGGUGGCCAUCCGAUUCCCCCUGCGCUACGCAUCUGUGCUCACUGGUCCUCGCGUGGCCCUGGCUGGGCUGGCACUGGCCAUGCGGAGUGCUGCCAUCACCGCAGCACCUUCACUGCACCUGCUGAAAUUUGACUACUGCCGUCCGGGGGCACUUUCCCACGCCUACUGUCUCCACCAGGACAUGAUCCGCCUGGCCUGCUCAGACACGCACUUCAACAGGCUCUACGGGCUGUGCAUCAUCAUGCUGGCCAUGGGCUCUGACGUCCUCUUCAUCCUGCUGUCCUACAUCGUCAUCCUCCGCACCGUGCUGGCUAUUGCCUCUGCCGGCGAGCGUCUCAAGGCCCUCAACACCUGCGUCUCCCACAUCCUGGCUGUGCUCUGCUUCUACGUGCCGAUGCUAGGCCUGUCCAUUGUGCACAGGUUCGGGCAUCACACGUCGCCCCUGGUGCACAUUCUCAUGGGCACUGUGUCUGUGCUUUUGCCACCCCUGAUGAACCCUGUCAUCUAUAGCAUCAAGACCCGUCAGAUCCGCAGGGCCAUUGUCAAGGUGAUCUCGCUGGGGAGGAUACGGUGA